AUGUCGCGCCCGCUCUCCCUCUUCAGCGUCCAGGCCAUCCUGGUCCUCGCCAUCGACGACGGCUCGCGCAUCCUGACCAAGUACUACUCGAAUCCCCACCCGCCGCAGGGCGCCCCGGCCGACUACCCCGGCCACAUCGCCUACAAGACCGUCAAGGACCAAAAGGCCUUUGAGAAGGGGCUGCUGGAGAAGACCGCCAAGCAGACUACCGACAUCAUCCUCUACGACCACAAGGUCGUCGUCUUCAAGAUGGAGUCGGACGUGAUGCUCUACGUCGUGGGCAGCGCCGAGGAGAAUGAGGUGCUGCUGUACAGCGUCGUCCUCGCCCUGCGGGACUCGCUCAACAUCCUCCUGAAGAACUCGGUCGACAAGCGCACCGUCAUUGAAAACUACGACCUCGUGUCCCUCGCCGUCGACGAGCUCGUCGACGACGGUAUCAUCCUCGAGACGGACCCCGUCAUCGUCGCCUCGCGCGUCAGCAAGCCCCCCGCCCAGGACAUGACCUCGAUGAAGAACAUCGACCUCUCCGAGCAGGGCCUGAUGAACAUGUGGGACUUUGGCAAGCGCCAGCUGGCCGAGAGGAUACGACAGGGACUGUGA
This is a messenger RNA of Didymella exigua CBS 183.55, 600 nucleotides long. Its product is annotated as snare-like protein. Gene Ontology annotation, biological process: intracellular protein transport; retrograde vesicle-mediated transport, Golgi to endoplasmic reticulum; intra-Golgi vesicle-mediated transport. The transcript has 5 exons. Gene Ontology annotation, cellular component: COPI vesicle coat. Bases 1 to 600 code for a protein of 199 amino acids. NCBI's taxonomy places the organism in Eukaryota, Fungi, Ascomycota, Dothideomycetes, Pleosporales, Didymellaceae. The record is from RefSeq and is a predicted model, not a curated record.